Molecule: messenger RNA, 1917 nt
Organism: Volvox carteri f. nagariensis
Lineage: Eukaryota; Viridiplantae; Chlorophyta; Chlorophyceae; Chlamydomonadales; Volvocaceae
Exons: 2
Coding region: 1-1917 (638 amino acids)
Source: RefSeq, a predicted model, not a curated record
AUGUCUGGGGACAAGCCAGAUGCUGCUGCCUCUCACGGCCGCAGUACCGCGGCGAACGGCUCCAGAACUGAGCACGGAGGCUCUUCGAAAGCAGCAUCAGGCCCCAGGCGCACACAUAAUACUAGCACCACCACCACGACCAAGAGCCCUGACAGCAACAACAGCUUCAGCGGCAGCGCCGGCGGCAGCGCCGGCACGGGGCAGGGCACAGGCCGUAGCCAUAGCACCGCGGCCUCGGCCACCUCCGCCUCGGACACUUCCUACACCGCAGCCCAUGAUGAUGCCUGCAGCGGCAGUACAAGUAACAGCAGUGGCACCAACAGCAGCCGUCGUCAGGGACGCCACGACGCGUACGAUCAUGUGUACGACGACGAGUACAACCAUCUCCACAACAUCAUAUUUGAGCGGCUGCCGCAGCGGACACACGGCCGCGGCCGCAGCCAUUCCCAUGUCCGCGUGGAGCUUCACGGCUACGCUGUGGAAGAAGGCGCUGAAGAAAACCCAUUUCGCGGCCAUGGAAAUUGGUCCAGUAGCAGCAGUAAUGGCAGUAGUAGUAGUAGUAGUCGCUGGCGGUAUGCAAGUCCGCCGCAUCAUCAUCAUCAGACCGCGGGACCCGGACCUGAUCUGGGUCGUGGCAGUUACCGCAGAUCUCGCAGCUGGGAACGUGCAUGGUCGCCGUACGAGGUUGAGGACGAGGGUGGUGAAUGGGGAAGGACCGGGAGGCGUGGAGGAACAAUCUACAGUAGCCGCCGCCGCCGGCGCGCCGGCAACGGUAGCGGCAGCGGCGCCGGCGGCUGCAAGUACGAUGCAAUAGGGGAUGAGGAUGAGGGAGAAGGGGGCGAGUGGGUGUUUGGUGGGGGCCAGAAUUCCCAUCUGAAUCAUCGGACCCAUCAGGCACAACGCCGUAGCGAUGACGGUUACCAAGAUUGCGCUCAGCAACAACAGCAGCAACAGCAUAAGUACCAUCAUACGCAGAAGCAGCAGCAGCAACAACAACAGCAGGCGCAACGGCAGCAUACACAGGAGCAAUGGCAGAGGCGGCAGCUGCAGCAGCAGCAGAGGCAAAAUCAAGCGGAGGGUGACCGCACAAGGCGACGGCGUGAAGAUGCGACAACAUUCCGAGCGCACCAAGAACAACAACAGCCGCAGCAGCAACCUCCACAGCAGGGCGAGCGCCGACAGGGCAGGCGCGGUGUAGCGUGGUUUACCAAGCGCUGGCGGAAACAUUACGUUAGCUAUGAGGAGUAUGCAGAGUUCAUGUCGCAAGAUGGUGAGGACCGGCGGUCGUCUUCGGAGCCGUUGGAGUACGGCAGCGGCGGAGGCCGGAGCCGCAGCAAGUUCUACCAGUCCGCAUAUGAUGACGACAGGGACUGGUUCUCGCAGUUUUGGAGCUACAACGGUGCAGCAGCCAGCGGCAGCGGCUUCACCAGCGGCGGCGGCGGCGGCAGGCAGUCCGCACAUCCCCGGUCCGCGGAGCAGUUCACGGCGGAAUGGUGGCAGCGCUUCCAGGCCGCAGCAGCCGCUGGAGGCUCCGGAACCGGCGCUUCUUCCUCGUCAUCUUCUUCUUCUUCUUCGUCAUCAUCUUCAGCUGGCGGCAGCGGUAGCAGCAGCAGCGGCCGCAGCUACUUUCACCACCAGAACCAGCAGCAGUCGUACGGCGGCGGUGGCGGCGGCCAGCGAUCGCAGCAGCACCACCCUCCUGAGCUGCGUGCACAUAUGACGGUGCUGGGGUUGGAGGUGGGUAUGGCCCUGGAUGCGGCGGCGGUCAAGGCGGCCUUCCGUGCGCGUGCCAAGGAGACGCAUCCAGAUCUGCACCACGGAGCGGACGCGGCGGUGCGCGCGGCGGCGGAGGAGCGGUUCAAGGCGGUUCAGCAGGCGUACCAGGUCCUGAGCCGCGCGGUGUGCAUGGCUGGUUAG